Labeo rohita (rohu) is the source of this 2344-nucleotide messenger RNA. RefSeq names its product beta-1,3-glucuronyltransferase 3 (glucuronosyltransferase I) (gene b3gat3). Gene Ontology annotation, biological process: carbohydrate metabolic process; chondroitin sulfate proteoglycan biosynthetic process. Gene Ontology annotation, cellular component: Golgi membrane. The transcript is spliced from 5 exons. Lineage: Eukaryota; Metazoa; Chordata; Actinopteri; Cypriniformes; Cyprinidae. The record is from RefSeq and is a predicted model, not a curated record. Gene Ontology annotation, molecular function: galactosylgalactosylxylosylprotein 3-beta-glucuronosyltransferase activity. Bases 423 to 1415 code for a protein of 330 amino acids.
GCACACUGUAAGCGGAAGUUGUUGGUAGUGCGCAGUGGAUGAAUGGGCUGGCUGUACAUAGUGCACAUCACUAGUAUGCACAGAGACGCAUAACGCUAUCUGUAAUAUACACAAUGAAGAGACCGGAAAGGAUUUAUUCAUCUCAGCUUUAAAUUUACGCACAUCAUUGAGUGUAAUAUAGUCAAAUGCAUUAGUGUAACCGGACAUUCAUAUAUACAUACUGCAACUGAACCCUUUAAAAUCAAGAUAUCUAGUCUUUUGUAACUGGAUGCACUGGAAGUAUUUGCUAAUCUGCAUACCAUCUCUUAUUUUUCUCACCAAGCUAUAGUCGUGGUUGUUAUAAUGCAUUCACAUGGGUUGUCUCCAUGAUCAGCGGUUUCUUCGUCCUCCAUCAGUGUUGAUUUCAGCAUCAGCAGGUCAUCAUGAGGAUGAGACUGAAGCUGAAGACUGUGUUUGUCCUGUACUUCAUGGUGUCACUACUAGGACUCAUCUAUGCGCUGAUGCAGUUGGGUCAGCGCUGUGACUGCAGAGAUCAUGACAUGUCGAGAGAUGUGCAGAUCUCUCAGCUGAGAGGAGAGCUGCAGAAGCUGCAGGAGCACAUCAAAACAUCAGAGCUGUCAAAGAAGAAUGAUGUGCCCAAAAUUUUUGUGAUAACUCCCACAUAUGCAAGACUGGUGCAGAAAGCUGAGCUCACUCGUUUGUCUCACACCUUCCUCCAUGUUCCUCAGCUGCACUGGAUCGUGGUGGAGGACGCUCCUCAGCCAACUCCACUCGUUACAGACUUCCUGGCAGCAUCUGGCUUGACCUACACCCAUCUACACAAGCUGACCCCCAAAGACAGGAAGCUGCAGGAGGGAGAUCCCAGCUGGCUGAAGCCUCGGGGUGCUGAGCAGAGGAAUGAGGGUCUGCGCUGGCUCAGGGAGAUGGGAGCUGCUGCUAAGGGAAAGGAAGCAGCUGGCCUCGAGGAGGCCGUGGUGUACUUUGCUGAUGAUGACAAUACAUACAGCCUGCAGCUUUUUGAAGAGAUGCGGUACACGUACCGUGUCUCUGUUUGGCCUGUGGGUCUGGUGGGUGGGAUGAAGUUUGAACGGCCCGUGGUGGAGGAUGGGAAGGUUGUGCGUUUCCACACUGGCUGGCGUCCUAAUCGCCCGUUCCCCAUCGACAUGGCUGGUUUUGCCGUGUCCCUGAGAUUGGUACUGACCAAUCCCCAAGCACGGUUUGACGGUGAUGCUCAGAUGGGCUUCCUGGAAAGUAGCUUCCUUCAGAACCUGGUUACUAUGGACGACCUUGAACCCAAAGCAGACCUCUGCACCAAGGUGCUGGUGUGGCACACCCGAACUGAGAAGCCAAAAAUGAAGAGGGAGGACGCUUUGCAAAAGCAAGGGUUGGGUUCAGAUCCGGAUGUGGAGGUGUGAGCACCACCUCUUCAGAACAUGCCUGAACUUCACCAAACAUCAACACGUCCAUUGUGCCAAACAGAUCCUCUCAUUUAUGUGGCAAGAGGUGAAAUUGUAAUGUAGAAAAGAGACUGAAAAUUAGAUUUCUGAGCCACACACCAAAGGAAUGAGGAAACAGUGAUGAAUGCAGGGAUAAAAAGUGCAAGAGGCAGGAGCGAAGGAACCUGCGGCCUAAAAGAAAAUGGAGGUCUAUAAAUCAUUGCGCAUCCCAUAAACCAUCCUUACCAUUAGUACACUUGAACACUAUUUAAAGAGAAUUUUACAUAUGGUAUCAAUAAAUAAGAUGAGCUUGUAUUUAUAGAUUAGAAUUGUAUAGUGGGAGGUUUGCUUGGAAUAUAUUUAUAAUGUGAACUCAUUAUGUCUAUGCUGUCCAUGUAUCUGUCUGUACUUGUCUUCACUUAAAGUCUUAAAGUCUUAGAUUGUUUUUUCUCCUCACGGAUAAAUGGAGGAUAUGAAUAGGUCAGAUAUGGUGUCUAUUUAUGCCAUUAACGAUCUUCGUAGAAUCACAAUGCUGUGCUUAUCUUUAAUCCAGUUGUUACGUGGCAUUGGUAAAGCUUCAGGUAACAGAGGGUAAAGUACAGAUGAUGUCAAUUGACCCUGUGAAACAAAGGGUGAAAUUAUUUAAAGAAUGUGAAAACAUUGAGUUCUUUUGCACAUCAUCAUACUGGUGGUAGAUAGCGCAAGAAUGUAGCGUACAAGUUCGGUUUCAGCACAGUUUGUCAGAUUCCAUGCGCUGGGAGAGUUUUCUAUUUUAUUGCUCUUGAAAUCUACAUGUUUUACUAAAUCUGAAUGUUAAGAAUCUAAGGAUGCAAAGAUGCCAAAAGAAAGUUAAAGUGAAUUGAAUUGGCCACAACUUAGUUGAAUAGAGUUUAGAUUUUUAAGAAUAA